UGCUCGCCCAGGGCUGGGUGCUCGCCGGGUGACUCUGCCGGUCCGCCCAGCCGCGGCGUGCAGGGAGACAGCACCCCCAGACCCACUCAGCACAGCACCCCGCUCGUCACCGGUGGGACCCUCGGCCAGCAGCUCCACCAGCCCCAGGGCAGCACAGGGUGUCACGGGGCCGUGGCACCCCCCUCCCCAAGCCCCCCCCCCGGCAUGGAUUCACCCUUCCAGCACCCCAAGGCCAGGGGCUUCGUCUCCAGCGCGGAGCUGAGCAUGAAGCAAGCAGUGCCAAGCACCCCAGGUCCCGAGGGCAGGUCCCGUUUCCAGAAGGUCUCUCUGGUGUCACGGCGGCUGGAGAAGACGGGGACCCCCCGGGGCCGGGAGGGGAGUCCCUCCCGCGUCUCCCUCCUGCUGCAGGCCUGGGAGAGGGAGAUCGUGGAGAAGACGGCGGCCACCCCACCACCCCGGGAGCGCUCGUCCUCCCUCAGCCCCCUCAAGGACUUCACCGCCCAUGGCCCCAUCUUCUCCCAGGUCUACUCCCCCGCGCAGAAGCCCCGGCGGCAGGACGAGAGGGGGAAGGCUGGGGGUGGUGGGGGUGUCCCCCCGCCGGUGGGCACCCCCCGUGAGGUGCCUGUGCACAGGGAGAGCUACGUCCACGGCACCCUCCUUCCCCCCGUACCCACCGAGCGCCCCACGGCGGGUCCCGGUGAGGGUCCCGGUGCCCCAAGUAGGGCUGAGCCCGGCUGUGUCCCUGCCCUGCCCCGUGCCAGGAAUGUCACUGUGCUGCGGACGGGCAGGGACGCAGCCGGUCCCGAGACGGGGCUGGCAGAAGGAAAGGAAGCCCAAAAUGAGAUGCAGGAUGCCACCGGUGCCACGACGACCCCACCACAGCAGGAGAACCAGGGGCAGGGUGGCAGCGGCUCGGCUGGGGACACAGCGGGCAGAGAGAGCUCGCCGGGCACCGAGGAGGCCACCGGGCUCCUGGAAGAGGGAUGCCCCGAGGAGAAAUGCUUGCCACAAGCUGAAGCCACGCUGGAGAACGCAACCCCCAGAGACGGCGACGGUCCUGGGGACCCACAAACCAGUAUAACCAGCCUCCGGCAGUGUCCCUCGGAGGAUGCUGGCGGCCAGGCUGAUCCGGCUGGUGCGGGAGAGGGAAGCACAGCAGAUGGGGAUGGCACCACUUCAGCCACGCCACCGAGGACAGAGAGCCCCCCGGGAGGCGGUGGCACCCCCGAAAACCCCUCCUCGGAGGUCACCAACAGUCCAGAGCCUUCAUCUGAAAGACCAGCAUCUCCAAAGGCUGAGGUUGAGUUGGAGGGGGACGAGAAGACAGGGGACUCCCAAAGCACAGCCCAAGAGCCCCAGAGCGGCCCAGAGCCCCCCGCCGAGCCCCCAGCCCAUGACCCACCAGCUGAGAGCCCCCUGGACACGGCUGAGGAGGACCCUGAGCUGCUGGUGGACAUGGAGAUCUUCGUGGACACGCUACGCAACAUGGAGCCCUCGGAGAUGCGGAAGGCACCCAAGGUCCCACGCCAGCCCCGGCCGUCGUCGCUGGGCCGUUGUGCCGCUCUGCCCCCCAUCCAUGAGGACCGUGUGGCCCCCCGUGCCCCCAUCUCCUUGCCCGAGGCCCUGCGGGACCUGCUGGCGCGGGGCCCGGUGGGGCGGCAGGAGGAGACCCCCGUGGAGGAGGUGGAGAUCGAGAACCCCUACCUGAGCCCCGCUGAGCGGGCGGCGAUGAGGUCCCACCAGAGGGUCCCCGGUGACGUUGUGGUCAGCGAUGGCCGGGUGGAGGGGGGCUCGCUCCUGGGGGUGCCAGGGCAGGUGGGAGGGGAGGAAAAGGCCAAACCGGUGGUUGGGGGGUUGGCCGAGAGGAGCGUGCUCUUCAGAGGGAACGUCCUCAAGGGCAUGGCGCUGCUCUCCCACUUCUUGGAGCACCGGGCGGCCGCGGCUGACGAGGGGAAGCCCUACUCACGUCUGGACAACAGCGUGCUCUACAGCCGCUUCGUGUCCCCCAGCACCGCCCUGCUCGAGAUGCCCAGCAGGGACAGGGGGGGCACAGGCUCACCCACCCCUGGGGACAACAAUGGACUGGGCUCUGGUGACCACCCCGGCCCUGAGAUGGCCAUGCUGGAAGCUCCGAGUGCUGGCCGUGUCCCUCCUCUCACUGGAGAGCUGGAGAGCACCAUGACCCUGUACCCCACUGAUGUCCUGCAGGAGGACAAGGAGAGCUUCAAGAAGAUCAACAGGAGACCUGGCAAGAUCAUCCUCUUCUCCGAGGCCGGCUUCACGGGCCAGAAACGGGAGAUUUGGGGUGAUGUCCCCGACGCCACGUCCUGGGAGCUCUCGCACACCAUCUCCAUCCGGGUCAUCCGAGGCGGGUGGGUGAUGUACGAGAAGCCCCGGUUCCACGGGCGCAAGUGCGUCCUGGCCGAGGGGGACGUGGAGAUCGACAACCCCUGGACGGCGUACGGGCAGAGCCAGCAGCCCCGCGGCCACCGGCCCUUCCGCAUCGGCUCCUUCAAGAGGGUGGUGCGGGAUUACCGCAUCCCGGAGAUCAGCCUGUUUGCGGAGGAGAACGGCGAAGGCGCCCGAUUGACCUUCACCGACUCGGCCGAGGACACCCGCACGCAGGGCCAGGCGCUCGCCGCCGCCUCCAUCAUCGUCCACUCGGGCCUGUGGCUGGUUUACUCCAAGCCUUUCUUCGACGAUGACCCCUACGUUUUGGAACCGGGCGGGUACCCCAAUUUAAAGGCUUGGGGAGCCAAGGACCCCUCCAUCUGCUCCAUGCACCCCAUCAGGCUGGGCUGUCCUGUUGUGGAGAGACCUGGCGAGCCUCAGGUGCUGAUCUACGAGGCCGCGGGUUUCCAGGGCCGCAGCUUUGCCAUCAACCGAGACAUCUACGACCUGAAGCGCCUGCCUGGGCCAGCACUGGCCACCGUGGGCUCCCUGCACGUCCUGGGUGGCUGCUGGGUCGGCUACGAGAAGGAGGGCUUCCGCGGCCACCAGUACCUGCUGGAGGAAGGGGAGUACCAGGACUGGAAGCAGUGGGGUGGCUACAACCAGGAGCUGGUGUCCUUACGGCUGAUACGGACGGACUUCUCUGACCCGGCGCUGGUCCUCUUUGAGGCCAUGGACUUUGAGGAAGGUCCAAGUGUGGAGCUGAGCGAGGCGCUGCCCGACACGCAGCUGGCCGGCUACGGCACCAUCACCCAGUCCAUCCACGUGCUGAGCGGCGUGUGGGUGGCCUACGAGGGCACCAACUUCUCGGGCGAGCAGUACAUCCUGGAGAAGGGGGUGUACCGCAACUGCGAAGAUUGGGGUGCCAGCGACUGCCGCAUCGCCUCGGCGCAGCCCAUCCUGCAGGUCGGAGAACGCAACCUCCACUUCGUCUCCAAGAUCCUGCUCUUCUCAGAGCCUGAUUUCUUGGGGGACCACGUCGCCUUCGAGGAGGACCAGGAUGCCCUGCCUGAUGCCUUCAUCCCACGCUCCUGCAGAGUCCGGGGGGGCAGCUGGAUCCUGUUCGACGGGCAGGACUUUGCGGGGGACCAGCACGUGCUCUCCGAGGGCGAGUACCCCACGCUCAGCGCCAUGGGCUGCCUCUCCUCCACCACCAUCCGCUCCUUGAAGAAGGUCCCAGUGUUUUUCUCGGAGCCCUCCAUCUUCUUGCACGGGCUGGAGUGUUUUGAGGGGAAGGAGAUCGAGCUGAACAGCGAAGUGCGGAGCCUGCAGGCAGAGGGCUUCAACAACCACGUGCUGUCGGUGCGCGUCAAAGGCGGGAUCUGGGUGCUGUGUGAACACGGUGACUUCCGCGGGCGCCAGUGGCUGCUGGACUGCACCGAGAUCACCAACUGGCUGACGUACAGCGGGCUCCAGCACGUGGGGUCCCUCUACCCCAUCCGCCAGAGACGGAUCUAUUUCCGCAUCAGGAGCCGGGAGCUGGAGCUCUACCUCUGCGUCCCCGACGACGUGGAGGACAUGAAAGCAGGACGGGUGGUGGUCUCCAGCUUGAGCGAGCAGAGCAGCUCCGUCUGGUACUACGAGGAGGGGCUGAUCAAAAACCAGGUGGCCCCCAACAUGAGCCUGCAGGUCAUCGGGCCGGCCGGGAAGGGCGCGAAGGCCGUGCUGUGGUCCGAGACUCGGAUGCCCCGUCAGACCUGGAGCAUCGAUUCUCAGGGACGGAUCCACAGCCAGAUGUUUGAGGACAUGAUCCUCGAUAUAAAGGGUGGUCGAUCCUACGACCGGGACCACGCCAUCGUUUGGGACAUGGCUGAGGAAAGACCCACGCAGAUCUGGGACAUUCAGGUGCUAUGAGGGGGUGGCGAGUGGCCCUUGUGCCCAGAAGUGCCACUGGGCAGGAUGGGGACACCCUACCAGUGUCCUCACACCAGGGCAGGAGGCCUCCUACCCCAAACACCCCUUGCUCCGGCCGCUGGCGUGAAGGAUGCCCACCAUCCCCUCCAUCAUGAGGGGGAACCACCCCAUCUCCCUCCCGGCGAGCUCCAUACGUGGCUCAUGAAGGACCCCACAACCGACGUGGAACCCUCCAGAGAGUGGAGAACCUCCCUCCCCACCAGCUCCCCCCU
Messenger RNA from Calidris pugnax (ruff), 4577 nucleotides. It is a transcript of the gene CRYBG2, whose product is annotated as absent in melanoma 1-like. The transcript is spliced from 20 exons. Gene Ontology annotation, biological process: lens development in camera-type eye; visual perception. The coding region runs from base 205 to 4305 and encodes 1366 amino acids. The record is from RefSeq and is a predicted model, not a curated record. Gene Ontology annotation, molecular function: structural constituent of eye lens. NCBI's taxonomy places the organism in Eukaryota, Metazoa, Chordata, Aves, Charadriiformes, Scolopacidae.